AUGCGCCGAGCGAAUCUAUUAUUAUUGGCGGUAUCCAGUCUCUGCGAAGCCAAGCCUCAUAGUUUUAGCAUCCAUGAGGAUGUCCUGGCGCAUCCAGAGUUUGAAGUCGUCUUUGGGAAAACUGUAAUUUCCGAAAACGACGCGAACUUGCUCGUCCAACACUCGGCUCAACAUACAGAAAAGUCGCAACCGACCUCGGCCGCCAGCGGGCACGGCAAGGACGAUGACGAGCCACCACUAUACACAUACGAAAUGAUCAACAUGGGAGACUACCGAGCAAUCUGCUCAAUACCCGUCAUUGAGCCCUCGCCGGCCGAGAACAAGACGGCGACGGAGCUGGCCAAGGCAGAGGAGGCACGCGAGGAAAGCCGUGCCGUAGCUAGUGGAUGGGAGCUCAUCGCUGACCUCGAGGAAACAUGCCUAUACUACGUCUCAGGGUGGUGGAGCUACUCGUUUUGCAGAAAUACGGAGAUUGUGCAGUACCACGCGCUGGCGAGCAGUCCUAAGGGCCAGCCGCCGAAGCGCGACCUGCACUCACCAGAGUACGUGCUUGGCAGGGUGCCCAGGAUACCAUCACAGUCGCGGAGCACGGACCAGGCUACCAUGGACAGCGAGAUGGACCUGAUCCCGGCCGAGAUUCAAGAAAAAGGCAAGCAGAGGUUCUUGGUGCAGAAGCUCGAGGGCGGCACGAUCUGCGACCUAACGGAACGAGAGCGCACGAUUGAGGUUCAAUACCACUGCGUUCCCGGACUCCAGGCUGAUAAGAUCAGCUGGAUCAAGGAGGUGACAAUUUGCGCCUACGUCAUGGUGGUUGAUACCCCGCGACUAUGCAAUGACGCUGCGUUUUUGCCUCCCGAGCCGACGCAAGCCAAUACCAUCACCUGCAACUUGGUGUCUGACGAACCAUCGCUCUUGUUGGAUUCGAACUCGGAUAUUCCUGAGACUCUAGAAGACAAUGACAAGGAGGAGACUGGCGAACCUGUCGGAGGCGCAGAAGCUGUCGCGGCGGCAGCGGCCACGGCACUGAAGGAGCUUUUGCGAGACACAGGGGGCAAAUUCAAGGGCAAGCGAGCUGUAGUCGGUGAUAUCACGGUUGGUUCGCGCAGCAUAUUGUCGGUGGGAGACGAGGCAGGCCGAGCGCCUUUUAAGCUAACGCCACCACGAAGCUUCAUGACGACGGGUCUUGCGCAGGAGCCCAAGCUGCAGGUCAUUGUCGCUCAGGGCGCCAGCGUCCAAGACGGCGGCGCGGUGGAGUCGCUGUCGCGCGAGGAGCUAAAGAAGCUGGAAAUUGAUCCGGAAACAGUCAAGGACAUGGCUGCGCAGGUUCAGAAGCUGGCGGGUGACAACGGGUGGAGGCUGGAGGUGUCCGAGUCCGGUCUGGCAGGCGUGCGCGAGCUCAAGGGCUACAUUGACGAAGACGGGGACGGAGAUGAGGCGGUGGAGAAGAAGGCGAAGAUGCAAGCGAAGCAGAAACGGACCACGAGUAAGGAAAAGGCCAAGAAGGAGAAGAAGACGCAAGUCAAGGGCGACGGGCACAAUAGGCCUGCACCUCUGACACAAGAGGUAGAAGAAGCAGGAGGAGAGGUCCCCAACGAAGAUAUUGGGGAGGAGGAAGGCAGCCAGGAGAUAUUCUACAGAGAUGAGCUCUACUUCUUUGAAUACGCUUUCAAUGCGUCGGAGUCGAGGAAGCUGCUGGAAGCGCAGGACCAUACCAUGUGCAAAAGAACCACCGCCUCGUUCUUGAAAACAUAUGAGGACCUGGGUCCAAACAUGGCAGCGGUGCGGUUGUGGCCGACGUUUAUUCCUAGCGUUGGCCUUGACUCGGAGACAUCUGACGAGUCCGGUCAUGGUGUGCUCGAGAUGGUUCAAUUUUCAGUGGCAGGCAUCGAGAGAGGGGAGCUCUGGACCAUGGACCGCUUCGUGGACCUGAUCUUGGGAGAGAUUCCCCGACUACGGGACCACGUGCAUGGCUAUGGCCGAGGCUUCAUGGAAAAGGGUCACCACAGCCAUGCAGAGCGAUGGAAAGACGACGUGGAGGUAGCCACUAGAGACGUUGUUGGUCAACUGAGGCGUACUCGGUAG
This is a messenger RNA of Cordyceps militaris CM01, 2082 nucleotides long. Its product is annotated as misfolded glycoproteins degradation protein Yos9, putative. The record is from RefSeq and is a predicted model, not a curated record. NCBI's taxonomy places the organism in Eukaryota, Fungi, Ascomycota, Sordariomycetes, Hypocreales, Cordycipitaceae. The transcript has 3 exons. Gene Ontology annotation, biological process: endoplasmic reticulum unfolded protein response; retrograde protein transport, ER to cytosol. Gene Ontology annotation, cellular component: endoplasmic reticulum lumen. Bases 1 to 2082 code for a protein of 693 amino acids.